UUUCUUUCUCCCCAAGUUGGUCUCCUUUUCACUGUUAAUGCUUAUCUUCUCGUAACUCUUUUGUCUUUCGUAUUCGUUCUCACUGUCAUUCCAGUGCACUUGGUCACCACCUUUCUUUUUUUUCUCUCAGUUAAUACAACUUCCAAAGCAAGGGUUUCUCCCAGUUCCUUUUAUGCUCUUCUGGGGAUUUGGUUUGAACUAAGAAAAGAGAGAGAAAUGGCAGGACAAGGUGGAGGAGGAGGUGGUGGUGGAGGAGCUGCACCAAAACCAAAGCAAGACGAGUUACUGCCCCAUCCAGUGAAGGAGCAGCUGCCUGGCGUUGCUUAUUGCAUGACUAGUCCUCCUCCUUGGCCUGAGGCUCUAUUAUUGGGUUUUCAACAUUACUUGGUGAUGCUUGGGACAACUGUUCUCAUACCAACCUCUCUAGUUCCCCAGAUGGGAGGUGGAAAUGAAGAGAAAGCAAAGAUGAUUCAGACAUUGCUAUUUGUGGCUGGGGUGAACACAUUGUUCCAAACAUUGUUCGGUACCCGUCUACCGGCUGUGGUUGGAGGUUCCUAUACCUAUUUGCCGACCACCAUUUCGAUCAUCUUGGCAGGUCGCUAUACUGACAUUGUGAAUCCUCAGGAGAAAUUCGAGAGGAUCAUGCGCGGAAUCCAGGGAGCCCUUAUUGUUGCCUCCACCCUUCAGAUCGUACUCGGAUUUAGUGGCCUUUGGCGUAAUCUUGCAAGCUAAGUUAAGGCCUGGAGAU
Messenger RNA from Hibiscus syriacus, 748 nucleotides. RefSeq names its product nucleobase-ascorbate transporter 7-like. NCBI's taxonomy places the organism in Eukaryota, Viridiplantae, Streptophyta, Magnoliopsida, Malvales, Malvaceae. Gene Ontology annotation, cellular component: plasma membrane; plasmodesma. Gene Ontology annotation, biological process: transmembrane transport. The transcript has 5 exons. Gene Ontology annotation, molecular function: transmembrane transporter activity. Bases 217 to 732 code for a protein of 171 amino acids. The record is from RefSeq and is a predicted model, not a curated record.